AUGACGGCCCCUGCUCAGCCCAAGAAAAUCGUGGCCCCUACGGUGUCCCAGAUCAACGCGGAGUUCGUGACCCAGUUAGCAUGUAAAUAUUGGGCACCCCAUAUCAAGAAAAAGUCACCCUUUGAUAUAAAGGUGAUUGAAGAUAUAUAUGAGAAAGAAAUUGUCAAAUCAAGGUUUGCCAUCAGAAAGAUAAUGCUCUUGGAAUUUAGCCAGUAUCUUGAAAAUUACCUCUGGAUGAAUUAUUCUCCAGAAGUGUCCAGCAAAGCCUAUUUAAUGUCGAUCUGCUGCAUGGUGAAUGAAAAAUUCAGAGAAAAUGUCCCUGCAUGGGAGACUUUUAAGAAGAAGCCAGAUCACUUCCCAUUCUUUUUCAAGUGCAUCUUGAAAGCAGCAUUAGCUGAAACUGAUGGUGAAUUUUCACUCCACGAACAGACAGUCUUACUGCUUUUUCUUGACCACUGCUUCAAUAGUUUGGAAGUAGACUUGAUACGGAGUCAAGUACAGCAGCUUAUCUCUCUCCCAAUGUGGAUGGGCUUACAGCCUGCACGAUUGGAAUUAGAAUUAAAAAAGACACCUAAGCUAAGGAAAUUCUGGAACUUGAUCAAAAAGAAUGAUGAAAAGAUGGACCCAGAAGCAAGAGAGCAAGCCUAUCAAGAAAGAAGAUUUCUUUCACAACUCAUCCAGAAGUUUAUCUCUGUGCUGAAAUCAGUCCCGCUUUCUGAUCCUGUCACUAUGGACAAAGUUCAUUACUGUGAAAGAUUUAUUGAACUUAUGAUUGAUCUAGAGGCCCUACUCCCCACGAGACGCUGGUUUAAUACCAUCCUGGAUGACUCCCACCUUUUGGUUCACUGUUACCUUUCCAAUCUUGUUCGUAGAGAAGAGGAUGGCCAUCUUUUUUCCCAGCUUUUGGACAUGCUUAAGUUCUAUACUGGUUUUGAGAUUAAUGACCAGACUGGGAACGCUCUGACAGAGAAUGAGAUGACAACUAUUCACUAUGAUAGAAUUACUUCUCUCCAGAGAGCUGCUUUUGCACAUUUCCCUGAGCUGUAUGAUUUUGCCCUCUCCAACGUGGCAGAGGUGGAUGCUCGGGAAUCCUUGGUCAGGUUUUUCGGACCUCUUAGUUCCAAUACCCUCCACCAGGUGGCAUCAUACCUCUGCUUGUUACCAACCCUUCCUAAAGCUGAAGACACGACUUUUGAUAAAGGAUUUCUUCUAGAAUUGUUGGUAUCUCGUCAUGAGCGUCGAAUUUCUCAGAUUCAGCAGUUGAACCAGAUGCCUUUGUAUCCAACUGAGAAGAUCAUAUGGGAUGAAAAUAUUGUCCCAACUGAAUACUAUUCUGGGGAAGGUUGUCUUGCUCUUCCCAAGUUGAAUUUGCAAUUUUUGACUCUUCAUGACUACCUUCUAAGGAACUUCAAUCUCUUCCGCCUAGAAUCAACUUAUGAAAUUAGGCAGGACAUCGAGGAUAGUGUCAGCAGAAUGAAGCCAUGGCAAUCAGAGUAUGGCGGUGUAGUGUUUGGUGGCUGGGCACGAAUGGCCCAGCCCAUUGUGGCAUUCACAGUGGUUGAGGUUGCUAAACCCAACAUAGGUGAAAACUGGCCAACCCGAGUUCGUGCGGAUGUUACCAUCAAUCUGAAUGUCAGAGAUCACAUCAAAGAUGAAUGGGAAGGCCUUCGGAAGCAUGAUGUAUGCUUUUUAAUUACUGUGCGUCCCACAAAACCUUAUGGCACCAAGUUUGACCGAAGAAGACCUUUUAUUGAGCAGGUUGGCCUAGUUUACGUCAGAGGCUGUGAAAUCCAGGGCAUGCUAGAUGAUAAAGGGCGUGUCAUUGAAGACGGACCUGAACCCAGACCCAGUCUUAGAGGAGAAUCAAGGACUUUUAGAGUGUUUUUGGAUCCAAAUCAGUAUCAACAAGAUAUGACCAAUACUAUACAAAAUGGAGCAGAAGAUGUGUAUGAAACUUUCAAUGUAAUAAUGAGAAGAAAACCAAAGGAAAAUAACUUUAAGGCUGUGCUGGAGACGAUCCGGAACCUGAUGAACACUGACUGUGUGGUCCCUGACUGGCUGCACGACAUCAUUUUGGGUUACGGGGAUCCCAGUAGUGCACAUUAUUCCAAAAUGCCCAAUCAGAUUGCCACCCUUGAUUUCAAUGAUACAUUUCUCUCCAUUGAACAUUUGAAAACCAGCUUUCCUGGUCAUAAUGUUAAAGUAACUGUGGAUGACCCAGCUCUCCAGAUACCCCCCUUCAGGAUAACUUUUCCAGUAAGAAGUGGAAAGGGGAAGAAGCGGAAAGAUGUUGAUGGGGAAGAUGAAGACACGGAGGAGGCAAAAACUUUGAUUGUCGAACCUCAUGUUAUUCCUAAUAGAGGCCCUUAUCCUUACAACCAACCCAAACGGAAUACAAUUCAAUUCACUCAUACACAGAUAGAGGCCAUCCGUGCUGGAAUGCAGCCUGGGCUAACUAUGGUUGUGGGUCCACCAGGUACAGGAAAAACAGAUGUGGCAGUUCAAAUUAUAUCCAACAUCUACCACAAUUUCCCAGAGCAGAGGACUCUGAUUGUUACUCAUUCCAAUCAGGCCCUGAACCAGUUGUUUGAGAAAAUCAUGGCUUUAGACAUUGACGAGCGCCACCUCCUGCGUCUUGGUCAUGGAGAAGAAGAGCUGGAGACCGAGAAAGAUUUCAGCAGGUAUGGAAGAGUUAAUUAUGUCCUAGCUCGAAGAAUAGAACUUUUAGAAGAAGUCAAACGAUUGCAGAAGAGUCUCGGGGUUCCAGGAGAUGCUUCAUAUACUUGUGAAACUGCGGGCUAUUUCUUCUUGUAUCAGGUAAUGUCUCGUUGGGAAGAGUAUAUCAGCAAAGUGAAAAAUAAAAGUAACAUGAUGCCAGAUAUUACUGAAGUAUCCACUUUCUUCCCGUUUCAUGAGUACUUUGCAAAUGCCCCACAACCCAUUUUUAAAGGCCGAUCUUAUGAAGAAGACAUGGAAAUUGCUGAAGGAUGUUUCAGGCAUAUUAAGAAAAUCUUUACUCAGCUUGAGGAAUUCAGAGCCUCUGAACUGCUUCGAAGUGGACUAGACAGAUCUAAAUACCUUUUGGUGAAAGAAGCCAAAAUCAUUGCUAUGACCUGUACUCAUGCUGCCCUAAAACGACAUGAUUUAGUCAAAUUAGGUUUCAAGUAUGACAACAUUUUAAUGGAGGAAGCUGCUCAGAUUCUGGAAAUAGAAACUUUUAUACCCCUUCUUCUACAGAAUCCUCAGGAUGGUUUUAGCCGACUAAAACGUUGGAUUAUGAUUGGUGAUCAUCACCAGUUACCUCCAGUCAUUAAGAACAUGGCCUUUCAGAAGUAUUCAAACAUGGAGCAGUCCCUCUUCACUCGCUUUGUCAGGGUUGGAGUUCCUACUGUGGACCUCGAUGCCCAGGGGAGGGCCAGAGCAAGCUUGUGCAACCUCUACAACUGGCGAUAUAAGAAUCUAGGAAACCUACCCCAUGUGCAGCUCUUGCCGGAGUUUAGUACAGCCAACGCUGGCUUGCUCUAUGACUUCCAGCUCAUUAAUGUUGAAGAUUUUCAGGGAGUUGGAGAAUCUGAGCCUAAUCCUUACUUUUAUCAGAAUCUUGGAGAGGCAGAAUACGUAGUGGCACUUUUUAUGUACAUGUGCUUACUUGGCUACCCUGCUGACAAGAUCAGCAUUCUGACAACGUAUAAUGGACAAAAACAUCUUAUUCGUGACAUCAUCAACAGACGAUGUGGAAGCAAUCCAUUGAUUGGAAGACCCAAUAAGGUGACAACUGUUGACAGAUUUCAAGGUCAACAGAACGACUACAUUCUUCUGUCUCUAGUACGAACCAGGGCAGUGGGCCAUCUGAGGGAUGUCCGUCGCUUAGUGGUCGCCAUGUCUCGAGCCAGACUUGGACUUUAUAUCUUCGCCAGAGUGUCCCUCUUCCAAAACUGUUUUGAACUAACUCCAGCUUUCAGCCAGCUCACAGCCCGCCCACUUCAUUUGCAUAUAAUUCCAACAGAACCUUUCCCAACCAGUAGAAAGAAUGGAGAGAGACCAUCCCAUGAAGUACAGAUAAUAAAGAAUAUGCCCCAGAUGGCAAACUUUGUAUAUAAUAUGUAUAUGCAUUUGAUACAGACCACACAUCAUUAUCAUCAGACUUUAUUACAGCUACCACCCGCUAUGGUAGAAGAAAGUGAGGAAGUUCAAAGUCAAGAAACAGAAUUGGAAACAGAAGAAGAGGCCAUGUCUGCUCAAGCUGACAUUGUACCUGAUAAAACAACAGAUGCCAGCUCCAAUCAGGAAACCUCAGCCUCUGAGACUGAAACCACCCCAAAUCAGACAGGAGCCAGCUCCAGUCCAGAGGCUACCCCUGCUGACUCUGAGAUCACUGGGACAGGACCAGUAACUGUACCAGCAGAGAAUAACACCACUCAUGAUGUCACAUCCACCCCCGGAGAAACCGAGUAG
This is a messenger RNA of Rangifer tarandus platyrhynchus (Svalbard reindeer), 4455 nucleotides long. The record is from the annotation of a GenBank genome assembly. NCBI's taxonomy places the organism in Eukaryota, Metazoa, Chordata, Mammalia, Artiodactyla, Cervidae.